This is a messenger RNA of Leptidea sinapis, 1894 nucleotides long. RefSeq names its product tubulin beta chain-like. Gene Ontology annotation, molecular function: GTPase activity; GTP binding; structural constituent of cytoskeleton. Bases 210 to 1565 code for a protein of 451 amino acids. Gene Ontology annotation, cellular component: cytoplasm; microtubule. NCBI's taxonomy places the organism in Eukaryota, Metazoa, Arthropoda, Insecta, Lepidoptera, Pieridae. Gene Ontology annotation, biological process: microtubule cytoskeleton organization; mitotic cell cycle. The transcript is spliced from 12 exons. The record is from RefSeq and is a predicted model, not a curated record.
UUUUAUCAUAAGUAAAUAGAAUUUAAUGAAAGAUAUAAAUUUGUAAACAAAAGUUUCAAAUUAAUUAAGUAUAUCUUCCUGGCUUCAAAAGUCCCAUUGCUAGAGUAUAACGCUCACGUGGUACCGUUAAAAAUAGUACAAAUGCAGCAUUCGCAAUAAUUUUCCCCUUGAUUACACACAUAUUAGUAUCACGGUGAACGUGCACGAAAAUGCGUGAAAUAGUGCAUUUGCAAGCUGGACAAUGCGGCAAUCAAAUCGGAUCUAAAUUUUGGGAGAUAAUUUCGGACGAACAUGGGAUAGACCCCACCGGAAAGUAUUGCGGUGACAGCGACCUUCAGCUGGAUAAAGUGCAAGUGUACUACAACGAAGCCGCUGAUGGUAGUCGCUAUGUUCCACGGGCUGUUCUGGUUGAUCUGGAACCUGGGACCAUGGACGCAAUACGAUCAUCAACCUAUGGAGAACUCUUCAGACCUGAUAACUUUGUUUUUGGACAAAGUGGAGCAGGUAACAAUUGGGCUAAAGGCCACUAUACCGAAGGUGCUGAAUUGGUUGAAGCCGUUAUGGACGUCGUGAGGAAGGAGGCAGAACCAUGUGACUGCUUACAAGGGUUUCAGCUUACCCAUUCCUUGGGAGGGGGUACUGGCUCCGGUUUAGGUACCCUGCUGCUCAGCAAACUACGUGAGGAAUAUCCGGACCGGAUUGUGAACACAUUCAGUGUGAUGCCUUCACCAAAGGUUUCAGAUACUGUGGUUGAACCUUACAACGCGACCUUGUCGGUGCAUCAGCUGGUUGAAAAUACCGACGAGACGUUUUGCAUCGACAAUGAAGCUCUCUACGACAUCUGCUUUAGAACACUACGACUAUCUUCGCCGACCUAUGGCGAUCUGAAUCAUUUGGUCUCACUCACAAUGUCUGGAGUGACAACUUGUCUUCGGUUCCCUGGUCAACUGAACGCUGAUCUCCGAAAGCUGGCAGUCAACAUGGUACCCUUUCCGAGGCUCCACUUCUUUAUGCCAGGAUUCGCUCCAUUGACAGCGCGAAACAGUCAAGGUUACAGAGCGUUAACUGUUCCCGAACUGACGCAACAGAUGUUCAGUCCAGUCAAUAUGAUGGCUGCCUGCGAUCCUCGACACGGCCGCUAUUUGACUGUGGCCGCCAUAUUCCGUGGUCGAAUGUCUAUGAAGGAGGUCGACGAACAAAUGCUGGCCAUUCAGGAUAAAAAUUCAGGAUAUUUUGUGGAAUGGAUCCCGAACAAUGUGAAAGUAGCUGUUUGCGACGUGCCGCCACGUGGUCUCAAAAUGGCCGCCACAUUCGUCGGAAACUCAACAGCUAUUCAAGAAAUCUUCAAGCGAAUUUCUGAGCAGUUCACUGUUAUGUUCAGAAGGAAGGCUUUCCUACAUUGGUACACUGGCGAGGGUAUGGAUGAAAUGGAAUUUACUGAAGCAGAGAGCAACAUGAACGAUCUCAUAUCGGAGUACCAACAAUAUGAGGAAGUUGGGGUAGAAGAAGAAUUCGAUGAACAGGAAGAAGUAAUGGCUGAAGAAGAGUAUCCUGAGGAUGGUUAGGUUCACCAGAUACGAUAAUGUUCAUAGAAUGGUGCUAACUGCUAGCCUAUAAACUGACAGUUGACAGGGAUAAGUGACAUUGACAAGAAAUCCAAAAUUGGUAGUAAAUAGUAAUAGAAUAUCAUAAUUCACAACUUCGAAAUUACCUUUCCUUUUUUGUUUUCGUAUCAAUUAAUGAGUUAAAAACUCUAAUAAUAGAAUUUAAAUUGCAAACUAAAACAUAUUUGGAUAUAGUUUAUUUUGAAUUAAAAAUUUAGAUGGAACAUCAUUUAUCUGUUGAAAUAUGAGGAUAAUUGCUUAUCAUAUUAAAUAAUGUUAUGGUUAACAAU